Closterium sp. Yama58-4 is the source of this 4672-nucleotide messenger RNA. NCBI's taxonomy places the organism in Eukaryota, Viridiplantae, Streptophyta, Zygnematophyceae, Desmidiales, Closteriaceae. The record is from the annotation of a GenBank genome assembly.
GCAUCCCUCCUUUGCCAACUAUACCACAUCAACAUUCCCUUCCCUUCCCCCCCCCCCUGUCCUCCAUUUAUCGCUUUUAUCCGCGUUAGGCGGACUCUCCUCCCGCGGAUGUGACAGACGCUUACCACAGCAGCGCGAGCAGCGACAAUGCGGGUCGUACGCGAGCAAAUUUAUGCGUCCUCUUAUCCGCCAUUUGCCGCAUGUACCCCUGUGCCAGGUGGACUCUCCUCCCGCGGAUGUGGCAGACGCUUACCACAGCAGCGCGAGCAGUGACAAUGCGGGUCAUACGCACCAUAAGGAGCGGAAGGAACGGAAGGAGCGGAAAGACCAUAAGGAGCGGAAGGAAGGGAGUGAAGGGCCGGAGGGAAAGCACCGGGAGGAGCGGAAGGAGAGAAAGCACGGAAAAGAAGAAGGAAAGGAGGAGGUGGAGGAAAGAGAGAGGCGAGUAGACGAUGGUAAGGGGAGCUUGGAAAACAAUGGGUCACAUGCGGAAGGGGAGGAGGAGAGGGAGACGAGGGAGAAAAUAGAGAGGAAGGAGCGGAAGGAGAGAAAGGAGAGGAAGGAGAGAAAGGAGGGAGAGGAGAGAAAGGAGAAAAAGGAGAGGAAAGAAAAGAAGGAGAGGAAGGAGGGGAAGGAAAGGAAGGCGCUGACGCCAAGAGCAGGGGAUUUAUCAAGUCACAGGGGCAAAGGGUUUGAAUUUUCUGCUGGGGGACAUAGGAGAACCAGGAGGGGAGUAAGGACGGCAAUAGGGGCAGCAGGUGCAGCGAAGGAGCUUCCUGCUUUCGAGGCGAAACACGAGGGUGACUUGGAGGAGAGGGAGAGCCGAAUCCGCGAGUUGGAAGAGGGGAAAGCAGCCCUUGAGAAGGAGAGAGCGUUGCUGCAGGAGGAGGGGCGGCUAGCAGAAGCAGAGAUUCAGCGGUUGGUGGAGCAGAAGGAUGGUUUGGAAAGGGCUCAGGCACGGUUAGAAGCGGAGAAAGAGCAGCUGGAGAAGGAGAAAUUGCAAUUGGAGAACGAGAAGCAGAAAGCCGAGGAGGAGAAGGAGAGAUUACAUGAAGAGAUGAGGCGAGCGGACGCGGAAAAGAGUCAAGUCGACGAGGAGAAGAGGCAAUGGGAGGAGGAGAGGCAGCGACUGGAGGAGGAGGUGGAGUAUCUAACCCAAGAGCUAGAAACAGAGCAGGAGAUUGCAGCAGAGGCUGCUGAGAUGGCGCAGCGGGAGUGGGCGGCGCGGCAGGAGGCGCUGCGCCAGCUGGCAGAGGUGGAGCGUGAGCUGGCGAUGGAUGUGAAAGAGGCUGACGUGGCAGCUGCUGCUGCUGCCGCUGCUGCUGCUGCUGCAGUGAGAGAAGCAGCGGGAGCAGGAGAGUCUGAGGGAGUGACUGAGGGAGUGAGUGAGGGAGUGAGUGGCACUCUGAAUCACAACGGAUCAUUCAAGAUGGAAGCUGCGGAUUUGGCCUCUUCCGUUCGAUCAAUCUCAUUCAAAGCGCAGGCCACUGACCCUGAAGGUGGUGGUACAAUCGACAAGGGUGCAGCAAGCAUAGAUGGUGCUGCAUCUGACACCACUGACCCUUCCACUCACCCCUCCACUGACCCUUCAGACAGCACUUCAGAAUUCUCUGGUUUUGACUUGAAAUUACCCCGAGAAGCACCUACCUCCCCAGAUCACCUUACGAUGCCUCACCAAACCUCCUCACCGGCCGCAUCUCACCGUGCACCGCGCUCAACCACGCACACAGGCUCUGGACCAGCACCGCACUUGACCGCUUUCCCAACCUCUCAAUCGCUCUCCGCCGCUGCUUACUCUGCCGACCAAGCUCAGAACCACAGCUCUCACCAUCCCAGGCGGGUAGGCUCGGCAGUGCCGAAGCUGGACAUGCUGGCUCGGAUUCGAUCCGCCACGUUUGUCCUCCGCAACAGCAGCAGCCUCUCCAGCACCCCAUUGGGCACCACCCCUUUGGCCUCCCCUGGGUAUAAGGCCAACCGCCCUGGGUUCUCCUCGGCAGCAGGAACAGCAGAGGCAGCAGGAGUGACAGAGGCAGCAGCAGGAACGGCAGAUGCAGCAGAGAUGGCAUCAGGCAAGGGUGACAACCCGUCCAUAGGGGAGGCGACUGGGGAUGGUAUUGAGGUGUCACCGCUAGUGGGUGCAGCAGUGGGAGGAGAGGAGGGGUUUGAGUACUGCGGGGGGCAGAGCAAGGCGUGGAGAGCGGUGCACUGCGGUGGCUUUGUGCACGUGCUGCUGCAGCUGUCUCUGGCCGGCGUGAAUCGGCUGGAGGAUUGCGUUGCGAGAGCAGAGGCAGCACGGGUGGCGAGAGACUCAACUGCAGUGUGUACUGACGCUGCAGCGGCUGAAGCAGCAAGGAAGGAUCUAGCAGGUCCGGAGAAGGCUCGGAAGCAGGCUCGGAAGCCAUCUUGGGAGCAGGCUCGGAAGCUGGCUCGGGAGCAGGUUCGGAAGGCUCGGGAGCGGUCAGUGGAAUUAUACGUGCUGGAGCUACAGGCUGAGGCCCUGAAGGCCACAGCCGAGGUGCUGAGGGAAGAAGCUAGUGUGGAAGGGAGGACGGUGAGGAGGCUGACGAUGGAGAAAAGAGAUGUUGAGGAGAGAGCGGCUGGAUUAGAGGCCACUCUUGCUUUAUUCAAAAAGGACUCGGUCAAUGCUGAUGCGACUUGUGAGGCGCCUCAAAAGGUGACAAUGGAGAAGACAGAUGUUGAGGAGAGGGUGGCUGGGUUAGAAGCCACUCUUGUUUUAUUCAGAGAGGGCGCGGACAAUGCUGAUGCGUUGGGUGGAGAUACUGUGGGGCUUGGGGCAGGGGAGGAGGAGGGAGAGGGUGUGGUUGGGGAAAAGGAGGGGGCGGGGAGGGAAAGGGAGCGGGAGGAGGGUGAGAAUGUGGACGAGAUAGAAAAUGGGGCAAAGACGGUCGAAGAGCAGGGCACGGGAGAGGGUGUGGUUGCGAUAGAGAAUGGGCCAGAGAGGGUAGGGGAGCUGCAGGACGAGAAACCUGUGCAGGUGGGGGAGGGAGAGGGAGAGGGGGAGGGGGAGGGGGUGGAGUCGGCCCAGGUGGGGGAGCGGGAGGAGGAGGAAUCUGUGCAGGUGUCUCGAGAUGUUCUUCUCACGGCCGUCAGGGAUGCUUGGACGCAAGCAGAACUGCUUGACCAGACCCAGCUCAAUCCCUCUCGAUCCCUUGUCGCCGCCAUGCUCUCUUCUGCGCAGGCUCUUCUUGCCAGCUCGCAUGCACUACAGGACAAGGAGAGGGAGAGGGACACGGUGCUUAAACAGCUGAGCGAUGUCGAGACAAGAAUCGCCGUCCUGAAGGGCAUGGAUGGUACCUCUGGACCCGUUCCUGAAAAGUGGGACCUCAUCUCCUCAUUGACUCCUUUCUUAGCAAUGGUGCUACCAGGGCGCCUUGACGGCGCACCAUCUCGAGCCCUCCGUGUCCUGGCCGCCGCCAUGGCCAGGCAUUCAGCAGCCUCCGCCGGCGUUCCGGCACCUCUAGGAGCCUCCCUGACUCCUGCCGCCGGAAUCAUCCCUCAAAUCCUCCACCGAGGAUUUGCCAGUGAUGAGAAUCUCAAACGCACUCCCUUGUACGAUUUCCACGUGGCGGAAGGCGGGAAAAUGGUUCCCUUCGCCGGAUACAGCAUGCCGAUCCAGUACAAGGACAGCAUUAUCGAUUCCACCAUUAAUUGCCGGACCAACGGAAGCUUGUUCGACGUCUCCCACAUGUGCGGUCUUAGUCUGAAGGGCAAGGAUGUGAUUCCGUUCCUUGAGACGCUCGUGGUUGGUGAUAUUGCUGCUCUUAAGGAUGGCACUGGCACCCUGUCGGUCUUCACGAACGAGAAGGGUGGAAUCAUCGACGACACUGUCAUCACGCGGGUUACCCCUUCGCACAUCUAUCUCGUCGUCAACGCCGGCUGCCGCGAGAAAGAUCUGAACCACAUCGGAGCUCAUCUGGAGGCGUACAAGGCUGCCGGCAAGGACGUGUCGUGGCAGAUUCACGACGACCGCGCGCUGCUGGCGCUGCAGGGCCCUCUCGCGGCGGCCACGCUGCAGCCGCUCGUGGCGACGGACCUCUCCAAGAUGUCUUUCAGCGAUUUCACCAUGCUCAAGAUCGACGGCCACGAUUGCUUCCUCACUCGGACAGGCUACACUGGAGAGGACGGGUUCGAAAUCUCCGUGCCUAAUGAAAAUGCUCUGGCACUUGCCAAGAAGCUUCUCGAGGUGGGCGAGGGCAAGGUAAGACUCACCGGCCUUGGCGCCCGUGACUCUCUCCGCCUGGAGGCCGGACUUUGCCUCUACGGCAACGAUUUAACAGAGGAAAUUUCCCCGAUUGAAGGCGCGCUUGCGUGGACAAUCGGGAAGAGGCGGCGGGCAGAGGGGGGGUUCAUUGGGGCUGAUGUGAUUCUGAAGCAGCUGGCUGAUGGGCCUGCGAGGAGGCGAGUCGGGUUGACGUCUACUGGAGCCCCUGCAAGGAGCCAUGUAGCAAUUCUGGAUAAGGAGGGGAAUGUUGUUGGGGAGGUGACCAGUGGAGGGUUCAGUCCGUGCUUGAAGAAGAAUAUCGCGAUGGGGUAUGUGAAGAAUGGACUGCACAAGGCGGGUACGGAGCUGAAGGUGAAUGUGAGGGGGAAGGUGAAUGAUGCUGUCAUUACGAAGAUGCCGUUUGUUCCCACCAAGUAUUACAAGGCAUGA